GCUUGCUGCCGACCAGAGCGAGAGAGCGCAAACCUGAGAGAGAGGACAAGCAGAGACAGAGAGGACAAGCAGAGACAGAGAGAACAAGCAGAGACAGAGAGGACAAGGUAGGCAUUAGAGAGCAAGGCAGAGAUUCUUCAACAUGAGCACGGUUCUGGUUUCUGGAGCGGGAGGCUACGUCGGCUGCAACCUGGUCGCAAUGCUGGCAGCGGAAGGCUACAAGGUGAGGGGCACUGUUCGCAGCACCAAGGACGAGCAAAAGAUUGCCCCACUGCGCAAAGUCUGUCCAGACAUCCAGCUGUUCGAAGCCGACCUCCUGUCUGACAGUGGGUGGAAGGAAGCCAUCGACGGUUGCGAGUUUGUGCACCAUGUAGCUUCUCCCUUCCCUCUCGGACCUCCGAAGCACGAGGACGAUCUGAUCAAGCCGGCGGUAGAGGGAACGACCCGAGUGCUGAAGAUUGCACUCGAGUGCGAGUCAGUCAAGAAAGUUAUCUUGACCUCGAGCUUCGUCGCGGUUGGCUCGGGCCACCCAGACGCCCCUGCGGACAAGGUCUUUAACGAAGACGAUUGGUCCAACGUCGACAAGUGCGAUGCCUAUCCGAAGAGCAAAACCUUGGCAGAGAAGGCUGCAUGGGAAUGUAUCGACAAGCAGCCAGCCGGCAGAGGAUUGGAGCUCACGACGAUCAACCCAGUGCUCGUCCUCGGACCGAUGAAGAGCAAAGCUCCCUGCACGUCUGCUGAGAUCAUUUCUCGGCUGAUGAUGCGACAGCUGCCAGCAUGUCCAAAGCUGUCUUUCCCGAUCGUGGAUGUUCGUGAUGUGUGUAAGGCACAUAUCAAGGCGAUGAAGGAUCCCUCUACAUCCGGAAAGAGGUUCAUUGUCUUCAACCAGAACUUGUGGAUGGUUGACGUCGCCAAGAUUCUUGCAGAAAAGUACAACACGCAGGGAUAUCGCGUUCCGACUGGACAUCUUCCGUACUUCUUGCUCUAUCUUGUGU
This is a messenger RNA of Guillardia theta CCMP2712, 995 nucleotides long. RefSeq lists its product as hypothetical. Lineage: Eukaryota; Cryptophyceae; Pyrenomonadales; Geminigeraceae. The annotation marks the transcript as partial. The record is from RefSeq and is a predicted model, not a curated record. The transcript has a single exon. Gene Ontology annotation, molecular function: oxidoreductase activity, acting on the CH-OH group of donors, NAD or NADP as acceptor.